Molecule: messenger RNA, 1460 nt
Organism: Toxorhynchites rutilus septentrionalis
Lineage: Eukaryota; Metazoa; Arthropoda; Insecta; Diptera; Culicidae
Gene: mRF1
Product: peptide chain release factor 1-like, mitochondrial
Exons: 2
Coding region: 139-1389 (416 amino acids)
Biological process (GO): translational termination
Molecular function (GO): translation release factor activity
Source: RefSeq, a predicted model, not a curated record
CAUUAAUGGAAUGAAUGUCAUGGUUACGUUAUCAGAGCAGCUGAUUUUGACAGCUGCUCAAUUUACCAACACCACUCUCGAUUUCGCAACAAAUUUCGCGUUGUUUAUCAAUGAAAAUUCUUUUUUUAAUGUGCGAAAAUGUUCCUCAAUCGAAUUUGCUGUCUCAGAAGUGUUACCCGGUGCAAACCCUUGUGGUCGUACAGUGCAUGUGUUACAAAAAGUAGGCCAAUUUCCGCUUCCGUUCGUUUUCCUUCGUUGGCUCAGCAGCAUCCGAUCGGAUCCCGAGUUGAUGAAGGGUUUCAAAUAUCGGAUGAGCAUAUCCAGAAGUACCUGGAGAACAUUCGUUUGGAGUACUAUUCAUUGAAGGUGUCGGACCAGCUGAACAAGAAUGAUAUCAAGAGGAUGGCACUGUUAUCGCACGUGGUGGAGAUGUACGAGCAGCGAAAAAUAAUUGUGGACAAUCUCAAAUCGUUGCAGGAAAUGGGAGCAGAGAAGGACGAGGAUAUGCUGCAACUAAUGAAGGAAGAGAAUGAGGCUUAUUCCAACAUUCUGCGGAAGCUGGACGGUGAAAUUAUGGACGGCAUUUUAGCUAUGGAUGAAGAGGAAGAUUUUGGUUCACUCGUGUUGGAGGUAGCUGCCGGUGUUGGCGGCCAGGAAGCCAUGCUUUUUGCACGAGAACUGUUCGAUAUGUACUAUGGGUUCAUCGAUUCCAAAGGAUGGGACAUACAGAUGAUUCAAACCGAGGAUACCGAGUUGGGUGGUAUUCGUCAUGGAUCCAUUAUCAUUAGCGGUAGGGAGGCAUAUCGCUAUUUAAAAUUUGAAGCUGGCGUACAUCGAGUGCAGCGUGUUCCAAGCACGGAAAAAUCCGCCAGAAUUCAUACAAGUACUGCAACUAUUUCUGUCAUUCCCAAACCGGAUGACUUCAAAAUUGAGCUCCAUGAGAAAGACUUGAAGAUUGAAACCAAACGUGCAAGCGGAGCCGGUGGACAGCAUGUGAACACAACCGAUAGUGCUGUUAGAAUUGUACACAUUCCAACAGGGAUUGCCGUUGAAUGUCAGACGGAACGCUCUCAGUUGAAAAAUAAGGAGAUUGCUAAGCAGAAACUGUUGGCUAGGAUGAUGCAGCAGGAAUUAGAAACUAAGUUUAACAGUAACCAAUCGUUAAAGAAAUCCCAAAUAGGUUCCAGUUUGCGAAAUGAAAAGGUACGUACUUAUAAUUACAACCAAGACCGUAUCACGGAUCACCGCAUUGAAGGUGGGACUGUUCACAACUUGAAGGCAUUUAUGGAAGGAGGGCAUCAGCUGAACGAUAUGAUAUUGAAAUUACAAUCUGCUCAUCGUAAAGAGCAACUGAUGGCAAUUAUCAACAGUUCUGUAGACAACAAUUAGGCAAUAUAGAUUGAACAGUAACAUGGUAUUAUCAUUCAAUAUAUCUCAAUAUUAAACAAAACAUUGUUUAC